Messenger RNA from Catharus ustulatus (Swainson's thrush), 8367 nucleotides. RefSeq names its product chloride voltage-gated channel 1 (gene CLCN1). NCBI's taxonomy places the organism in Eukaryota, Metazoa, Chordata, Aves, Passeriformes, Turdidae. The transcript is spliced from 23 exons. Bases 1 to 3006 code for a protein of 1001 amino acids. The record is from RefSeq and is a predicted model, not a curated record. Gene Ontology annotation, molecular function: voltage-gated chloride channel activity. Gene Ontology annotation, biological process: chloride transport; transmembrane transport. Gene Ontology annotation, cellular component: membrane.
AUGGAGAGCUCAGAGAGCAGGACGCAGGAGCCCAGCCCGAAGCCAGCUUUGUCGGGGGGCACACCAGAGUACGACUAUGUCUGCUUUGAGAAAUGCUCCCGUUUGGGGAUACCUGUGGAGGCAGGACACGAGGCUGGGGCCACAGGGGAUGGCCUGCGCUCCCCAGAGAACUCCCUCAGCUACCCACAGCUUUAUGGCCGAUACACAGACCAGGUAACAGAUAACAUUUCAGACAAGGAAGCAGCAAAACUGCUGAAGAAACAGGCCCAAAGGAACAAUGGAAAACCCCUGAAACGUGACAGUCAAGUACAGAUCAAAGAAGAGCACUAUUCCAAAUGUCAAGACUGUGCUAAACGCAUCCAGAAAUAUGUUACCAAGAAGCUUGGAGAGGACUGGAUUUUCUUGGUUCUGUUGGGUCUGGUCAUGGCGUUGGUGAGCUGGGGAGUGGAUUAUGCCAGUGCAAAGACCAUACAGGCCUACAAGUGGACAUACAGAGCUCUGCACCCGAACAUCCCUCUGCAGUACGUGGUGUGGGUUGCAUUCCCACUCGGCCUCAUUCUAUUUGCAGCCAGCUUCUGUCACUUCGUCUCUCCGCAGGCUGUUGGGUCUGGGAUCCCAGAGCUCAAGACCAUUAUGAGGGGAGUGGUCCUCAAGGAGUAUCUCACUCUCAAAGCUUUUGCGGCCAAAGUUGUGGCCCUCACAGCUGGACUUGGAAGUGGCAUGCCUGUGGGGAAAGAGGGUCCUUUUGUGCAUAUUGCCAGUAUCUGUGCUGUGGUACUCAGCAAGUUCAUGUCGAUCUUCUGUGGGGUGUAUGAGCAGCCCUAUUAUUACACGGAUGUCCUGACUGUGGGGUGCGCUGUGGGUGUUGGCUGCUGCUUUGGGACACCACUUGGAGGGGUUCUUUUCAGCAUCGAGGUCACCUCCACCUACUUUGCUGUGCGGAAUUAUUGGAGAGGCUUCUUUGCAGCUACCUUUAGUGCCUUUGUGUUCCGAGUCCUUGCUGUCUGGAACAAGGAUGCAGUUACCAUCACAGCCCUGUUCAGAACAAACUUCCGUAUGGAUUUCCCCUUUGAUCUGCAAGAGCUGCCAGCAUUUGCUGUAAUAGGCAUAUGUUCUGGAUUCCUUGGAGCCUUUUUUGUUUAUCUCAAUCGCCAAGUGGUCCUGGGCAUCCGACGUCAUAAAGCUCUGAGCCAAUUUCUCACCAAAUACCGACUGAUAUACCCUGCAGUUAUAACCUUCUGUAUAGCGUCUGUGACGUUUCCUCAUGGAUUUGGGCAGUUCAUGGCAGGAGAGUUGAUGCCACGGGAAGCCAUCAGCACUCUCUUUGAUAAUUACACCUGGAUCAAACACUCUGGGGACACCCAGAUCCUAGGGAAAUCUGCUGCCUGGAUCCAUCCUAAAGUCAGCGUCUUUGUAAUCAUCCUGCUCUUCUUCCUCGUGAAGUUCUGCAUGGCUGUUAUUGCCACCACGAUGCCAAUCCCCUGUGGAGGCUUCAUGCCUGUUUUUGUAUUAGGUGCUGCAUUUGGACGUCUCAUUGGGGAAAUCAUGGCAUCGCUUUUUCCCAAUGGCAUCCUCUUUGAUGACAUUCUUUAUCAAAUCUUACCUGGAGGGUAUGCUGUCAUUGGUGCAGCAGCUUUGACAGGAGCAGUGAGCCACACUGUCUCCACCGCCGUCAUCUGCUUCGAGCUGACAGGCCAGAUCUCUCACAUCCUGCCCAUGAUGGUGGCUGUCAUUCUUGCCAACAUGGUGGCCCAGAGUUUGCAACCCAGCCUCUACGACAGCAUCAUUCAGGUGAAGAAGUUGCCCUACCUGCCAGACCUGGGCUGGAAUCACAUAAGCAAAUACAAUAUUUUUGUUGAAGAUAUUAUGGUCCAAGAUGUGAAAUUUGUUUCCUCCAACUGUAAAUAUCGAGACUUGCAAGCGGUGCUCCAAAGCACCACAGUGAAAUCUUUGCCUUUGGUGGACUCACCAGAGACCAUGAUCCUCCUGGGGUCUGUGGAGCGGUCGGAGCUGCAGGCUCUCCUCCAGACACACAUCAGCCCAGAGAGGCGACGGCUCCUCAACAGAGAAAGGCAGCAGAAGCUGAAUGAGGCACCCUACGAUGGACCCUGGGCAAACCUGCCAAAGCUGAAGCAUGAAUCUUUUGCUUAUGUCGAUGAGGAUGAGGAUACAGAGGAGAAGGGAGAGCUGCCCAGGCCUCCAAGUCCCACUCCCAGUUACCCCGAGGAGCCAAAUGGCCCAACAAAUCCUCUUAAACAAAUGUCUGAAACCCUGGAGCCCCAACAACACUCAGGCAGUUUCAGGAGUCUGAGGCAACUGAUCCAGCAGCUCUUGUGCCAUUGCAGCCAUCCACAUGAAACAGAGAGCACCACCCAGGAGCCAGUGGAAGUCAUUGAGACAAUGACACCAGAAGAGAUAGAUGCUUGGGAACAGGAGGAGUUGAACAAGAACGUGUGCUUUGACAGCUGCCGCGUAGAUCCCUCCCCUUUCCAACUGGUGGAGAGAACUUCCCUGCACAAGACACACACAUUGUUCUCACUGCUGGGCCUCAGCCAUGCCUACGUAACCAGCAUGGGGAAGCUGAGGGGAGUGUUGGCUUUGGAAGAGCUCCAGAAAGCAAUAGAGGGUUCCACCCGUUCUGGGGUGCGUCUCCGACCACCCCUCGCCAGUUUCCGUGACAUCAGCCGGACUUCAACCAACACUAAGGUGGGGCAGGAUGCUCAGGCGUGGAGCCGGGAAGACACCGGCACGGAGGCAGCACAGCAAGCAGCUGAGAGCCUGGGCACUGAGAGCCCUCUGCCCCCCUGCUCCCACUCCGCCCAGCCCUCACACUCGCAGGAAGAGGGGGAAGUCCCCAGCUCUGCUUAUGCCACGGAUACUGAGCUGGAAGAGAUGGAGCUGACAGGGCCAGUUGCUGAAAACAUCUCAGACAUCCUCAAGGACAUAAACCUACGCACCACUGACCUGGAUGAAGAUGAAGAUGAGGAUGAAGAUGUUCCUUUAUAGCUGGUGUGAGGGUAGCAGUCCAUCGCACUCUUCUGUGAGCCAGUCUUCUUGUGUUUGCUCCUCCAAGAGAAGCUUUUGGAUGUUCUUUGCAAUCCCCACAGAGGAAUGAUUCAGCUGGGAGGAGGGACAUUAGACUGACCCUUUCUUCCGCUGCUUUCCCUCUGUGCAGACUGUUAGGCUGCUGGACUAUUCAGGCAUGUGCAGGUGUCAGAUGUGGACUGCAAGGUGCCUGAGUGCAGGCUUACAAUGCUCAGGCUUGUGCCAUGGCAGAGCACACUAUAACAGGACAUGGAUACUGCUGGACACAGUCAGGAUGCUCUGGGUCGAUCUGCCAUGUGGGAAGUAGAGGAGAAUCAGUUCUCACUCACCAUGGGUGUCGUCCUUCCAGUCACACCAGGCCUGCACACAGCAGAGUAACACAGCCAGACCCCCAGCCUGGAAGCACACUGCUGCUUCUGACUGCCACCCUGUCCAUGUUGCUGCAGCUCCUUUUCACUGGCUCUUAUCUUGCACCCCCACAAACAUUCCCAUGUAGAACAUUUUUACUCUUUCUCGAUUUUUACUCUGGGAUUUUCCUGGAUGGGGAUGCAGUUAGGAGCUUCUCCUCCAUCCUAUAGCUGAGCCAUGCCCUAGAAACAGAUGGGAGGAAAAUAUUUGGUAUAUGUCUCAUGCCUUGAAUUCGGCCAAGGCUUUAGAAAACAGUGGAAGGGAGAAAAGCUUCUUUGUUUUCCCAUCAUCUCUGGAAUUUUAAAAUAGAAUGGGAAAAUCUUAAUUGAGGGCAUCCUCAGUGCUGGGGGAGGAGGAGUAAAACAGCAUAUAUGUACCUAUAUUUCAAAUAACUGUGUUUGUCACUCUGAAUCACUGUUCACAUUUUUCCACAGCUAUAGUCUUAAAAUACAAGAACUCAAGCAAAAAAAAAAUUAUGGAGUGUUAGCAGGCUGCCAAGAAAUACAGCAGAGGGAAGACUCAUUUUUUACACUUUGAAAACAGGUUUCUUUCUGAAAACUCCUGUUCUCUUUCCUGGUAAUUCUACCCUGCCUACUUUCCACAUAUUUCUGCAUACCUCAGAUCUGAGAAUUCCAGCUCUCACUUUUGCCAGCUUGUCUCUGUUGUGACUAACAGCAGAGACCUCAACUCUUGUCUGCAGCAUCCCUCUCUAUUCCAUUUCUAAAUCUGGAGCAGAUCUGCAGUCUUGUCAGUUCAUGUCAUGCAUGCAAAACCUUGGCAUCCAAAGGUAAGAUGCUGCUUUAAUUCACCGCUCUUGUGAGAUUUCCUCAGUAAACAAGCAAAACCAAAUUCUGUGUAUUCUGCAGCUUCUUCUAACAGUCUACACCUCCUUCUACCAUAUUUUUAGUGUCUCAUAGCACUUAGAUGCAGUCCCAAUCAGCCUACUAGAUGUGUUUCCACUUAUCAGCAACAGGGAAGAAAUCAAGACUCUGAAAAUACGUUCUUGGGGGUGUUCUCAUUCCCCCUCCUGAUAUUAGUAAAGCUUUAUCGAACUUAGAGUGACCAGUUCUACUUUAACACAUGAUUUCCCAUAAGCUGUCUCAGGAGCAAGUCAAAAAUAUCAUUACCUCUAACCCAGUUGCCAAAGGAAAAUUCUCUCCUGGCUUUAAUUCCAAGGAUUGACCUUGCACCAAUUCCUCUCUGAUGAUGCUUAUGGGUGGGAUAGUCUGUGACAAGCUUACAGUAGAAGGAAAUCGUCUCCCCUAGUUUUUUUGAAGAGAGAGAAAUUAGUUUUUGUUGUCUGGAAUUCAGAGCCCACCAGGUCUGUUCUGUUUUUAGCACAAGAUCACUCUUUAUAAGGUAACUGAGGACAGCCUUUCCCUGCCUUAAUGAUCGUUUGUCCUCCGGGAGCCACCCUGUCCUUGUGAGGAGACAGUGGUGAUCAGAGGGCAAGUCUGCACACAGCAGCUGCUUGCCUCCUCCAGAGGGGCACGUUUGUGUCUGCCAAGCAUCAGCACAGCCCCCCCCACUACCUUUGUGUCACCUUCCGCUGCCUGCAGGGAUGAGGCAAAACAACUGAUUCUUUUUUUCUCAGGGAGUUGUGAUAGUCCCUUAUACAAGCAGAGGAGAAAGGGCACUCAAAAGCAUAAAUAUUCAGUGAGUGACAACACUGAGAGCAAAUCUGGUCUGAGGGUCCAAGCACACUCAAGAAGGAUGAGUUUCUCCAAGUCAUCCCCAGCCUUACUGUGCAGACUUAUAUUUUACAGCUUAACCACAUGCUUCCACUGAGAUAGAUGAGACAAGGAGAAACUACUCUGUACACCUCCCCCUCCUCUCGCCUGAAUACAGAUACAGACUCUGCUUCAGUCCCACACUUCUCCUACAGUGUGUUACAGAAGAACUGGGAUGUGACUGGCUGAGAAAGCAGAUGGGAGUCUAAGUUAAAGCCAGUGAGUGUGUGAGUCAUGACAGAUUGCGAGCUGGAAGAAAAAUUAUGCACAUGGAGAGGCUUGGGGAGCUCAGAGUGAAACCCUGGCUAACCUGGAAAGCUUCUUGAGGCUCAUCACUUGGGAUUGCAGGAGAACACCUAUGUGCCCACAUAUGCACACACAGGUACCUCUCCAUUCCUGUUGCCUUUAGCUGUUCCUGGGUUACUGUGAGGAGCGGGAUUACUCUCUGGGGAGCAGGGGCUGAAAGGUGGGUGUAACUGCUGCUCUUUGUAGACACUACUCAAGAUCCAUUCCAGGUAUUGCCUCCAUCCAAGGAGCAGAAGCAGCAUUCAUCUGCACCAUUUUCCUCACCUUGACUCAUACAUGAAAAUGCAUAAGGAACCAGGAUGGGACAAAAAACACUCUGCAAAGAUGGCUUGCAAAGGCUGAAGUUGUUUCCGCUUCCAUCUUAUCAGUAAAAUUUUCACUGAGCUGAUGCCAAGUACAUUAAUAGGUGCAAAAUGUGCAGUAAAAUAAUACUAAGCCGACCUUUGUCAAGGGAACUUUAAACUUGUGCCCUCUCACACUAUCCCAGUACACCCCCUCAAAGUUUAAACUUGAAACCUUUGUCCAGCAAAGUCACACUGAUCUUUCACUCUAAAACCUGCAUCUCCCAUCCUAUCCAAAUAGCACAGACUUGAUUAGCUACAAAGAGAAAUAAUUUUUUCUCCACCUAAAAUAUCCCCAGAAUUUGUAUCAGCAGUGAGGCCUUCACAUCCAGACAAAAAUUCACAUCUAGCAAAAAAACUGAACUCUUCCUUUCACAUGGCACUCAAGAAUGAAAGCAGAGUCUUGUUUUUAAAUGCAUCAGUAUAAAGAAUUGAAAAAACAGGGAAGACUUAAGGUUGGUAUGACAACAAGUGGGGCUUUAGGUAACCACGACAAGGCUAAGAGACUUGGCCAUGAGCCAAAUAAAGGAGAAAACAUGUGGAGAUGAACUACUGAACAACAAGAAAGAUUUGCCUCAACAAAGCAACAUUUUUGGUUGCCAAAUUAUUCGAGACUAAAAAAAAUCUUGUUUCCUAAGCCUAUGGACAAAAACAAUUAGUACACGCAGAAACAGAGAGACAAAGUCCAAAUAAUUACAUCUUCCUUCUGCCCAAUUAUGCAAAUACUGUAUAGAAGUGUUGUUUUGUGGCCAAAGAGUACAAGACCAGCAAUAACCAGUUGAGCAAGUGAAGAUCCCUCUUUGCCAAAUUAGUCCAAACCCAGGAAAGGUGUAAUUAAAAACACACUAUUAAAAAUACAGCUACAGCAAGCACUAAGUUGUUCAUGGCCACAUAAGCAGAUAUCCAGGCACAGCUCUCAUAAAAAUUUAAUCAACACUAGAGACUAAUAAUUAAAAUUUACAUAUAAAAGCCAUGCCUGAGCGUUAGGGUUAGGGUCUUAGGACAUGAUGCAAAACUUUUUAAUGCUGUGUCUGUGGGAGACAAGCUUAAACUGGUCCUGACAGUGAGCCACAGGCUGUUCUUGUGUGUCCCCCUUGCCACUGGACAGACAACCCUGUGCACGUGCACUCAGGCACACACAUAAAUAUCACCCCUGUCAUAUAACAGCUGUGCAGUAGCAGAAAACUCUCCAACUCAGUUUCCUGUGCCUUAAGCUCCUUGCUGGAUGUCACCAAGUCCCAGUGCAGCCUCAUUGUAAGACAAACAAGACACUGCUGUGGACACUGCUGGGAUCAGUGUGAUGGCUAAAGAAGGUAGAGUCUCACCCAAACCUAUUACUAGUUCAAGCACUGGACUUUCAAAUUUGGUCCCAUCCCAGCUUUUUUUAGUGUGUUUGUUUUAGUGUGUUUGUGUGUUUAGUAUUUACUGCUAGUGCAAACACCUUGUGCUGUGUAGUAAAACCAGGUGUAGAAACAUGUCUAGCCAACUUGAAGAAUUGCACCUGAUAUGGAAGACAAUGUUCAGCUGAGGAAAGUCCAGUAGCAAAUUCAUAAAGGAAACAGAAUGCAGAAAAUGAAAAUGUGAAUUGUCUGCUUUAGAUGAACAACAAUCUAAAUACUGCUAGUACCUGACUGUUUACUCAAUGGCAACUCAGUUUGAAGAACAGAAGGUAAAGCUACAAGGCAUACUGAGACAUACGCAGAAUUAAAGUCACAUAAACUCAAGUUAGAAGCUUUUCAGUUUUUUCCAUGCAGAAACAAAUGCAAAAGACAGUAAUGGAAGGUUUAUGAGAAAUACAUUUGAAAGAAAAAAAAAAAUCUGCUUUUCUCUCCCCCCUCAAACUACUAUAGUGCACUUAAGCAAACAGGCUGUAAAAAGAAAUGGGAGCUGAGAUGGCUGGAUUGUGACCAAACAUGUCACAGAAUCCUAUGCUUAACUCAAAUUUGCAAUUUCUCUGGCACAGAAGAUAGGAUCUGUCUGAGGAACCAUGUAGGAAGUACCCUUGCAGCUGGCAAAGUGCAGAUACAGUGAGGUGUACAGCAAGAAUACUCCUAUGCCUUUUUUAGUUACCCUUUUAAUUAAUCGCUUAGAAGUAACAUAUGAGGUAUUGUAAAACAGCAACAUGAGGGAAACAUAUGGCAGGUUUGCCAUCUAGCCUGAACAGAGAAAUAAGCAGAAAGUGGAGAUGAGAGCCUCAGGCAGACACCAUAGAAUGAAGUUCAUGCUGGGGCUAAGCAGCUAAAUCCAAGAUGAACUUAACUGAGGGGUAAGUCUAACCUAGCAUGAUGACAAAAAGGUUCUUUUAGAUGAAGCACUGCAGCCGCUGGACACCAUCUUUGCAGCAUAAUGUGAAAUUAAGAAAAAAAGACAUUUUUCCUAUGCAGAAGUAUGAUUUCCAGGACCAGAGACAUUUUGUUUUCCCAGGGACUCAAGUCUUAAACAUACAUGGAAUAAUUGAUUUCAUUUGACAUACUACAUUUCAAAAAGAAAGUAGUUUAAAGGCCAUUUGGGGGAAAAAAAACCAAAACAACACAACA